CUCCCUUUAAUUGAAAAUAAAACCUCAAAUCCCAUUCUCAUUUUCAAUUUACUUUACUUUCAUUUCUCAUUUCUCAUUCUUCUUGUUCUAUUAUACUUUGUCAAUCUCUCUCACUAUGGCUUCAAGACUAGCUUUGUUGUUGUUUGCGUUUGUUCUUCCAGCUAUGGUUUCAGCCAUCCGCCCAGCCAAGAACCCUCUCUGCUUGAAAGGUCGUGUCGUGUGUGACCUUUGCCGUACUGGUUAUGAAACCUCCGCCAUAACUCACAUUGCUGGUGCUGAGAUUGCCUUGGAAUGCAAGGAUAGGAUCACCAACAAAGUAGUGUACUCACAGCCAGGAAAGACUGACUCAUCUGGAGAAUAUACCAUGUACAUUGACCAGGAUCGUGCAGACAAUGUGUGUGAUGUGAAGCUCGUAAGCAGUCCUCAGAAUAGUUGUAGCGAAGCUACACCAGGGCGCGACCAAGCACGCGUUAUUCUCACCCGUUACAAUGGGAUUUCAUCUAAUGACAGGUUUGCCAAUGCUAUGUUGUUCAUGGCAAAUGAAGUUGCUUCUGGCUGUGCUGAGAUACUCCAGAAAAUGCAUGAGUUGGAUGAUGAUGAGAAUUAAGUCCUAGUUUAUUUACUUGGAUUUGGGUUUUAUCAUGUUUAUUUUAUUCAAUCUUGAUGAGUGUUAACUCAACAGUCAGUUUAUUAUAUGCGUAUGUAUUGAUUUGGACAAUGCUGAAUUAUAUUAUUCUUAUCUGUCUUGUUGUAGAA
Messenger RNA from Vicia villosa (hairy vetch), 756 nucleotides. Its product is annotated as protein DOWNSTREAM OF FLC-like. The transcript is spliced from 2 exons. Lineage: Eukaryota; Viridiplantae; Streptophyta; Magnoliopsida; Fabales; Fabaceae. The record is from RefSeq and is a predicted model, not a curated record. The coding region runs from base 116 to 607 and encodes 163 amino acids.